AUGUCGCUUUGGAUCUACUUGGGAUGUGGGAACCGAGGAGAAAAGAGAAAAAUGAACGACCUUCAUCCCCUGGAGGAGACCAAGAGACCCAGAGUUGUAGGGGAUAUUCCCAUUGAGUUGAUCAAUGAAGUCAUGUCUACCAUUACAGACCCUGCCGCAAUGCUGGGACCAGAGACCAACUUUCUAUCAGCACAUUCAGCCCGGGAUGAAGCCGCCAGGCUGGAAGAGCGCCGGGGUGUGAUAGAAUUCCAUGUGGUUGGCAACUCUCUGAAUCAGAAGCCUAACAAAAAGAUCAUGAUGUGGCUGGUUGGCUUACAGAAUGUCUUCUCUCAUCAGCUCCCUAGAAUGCCCAAAGAGUAUAUCACACGCCUCGUCUUUGACCCUAAGCACAAGACCCUCGCUCUGAUUAAAGAUGGCCGUGUGAUCGGUGGGAUCUGUUUCCGAAUGUUCCCAUCGCAAGGAUUCACAGAGAUUGUCUUCUGUGCCGUAACUUCCAAUGAGCAAGUCAAGGGCUAUGGAACUCACCUCAUGAAUCACCUGAAAGAAUACCAUAUAAAACAUAGCAUCCUGAACUUUCUUACGUAUGCUGACGAAUAUGCAAUUGGAUACUUCAAGAAACAAGGUUUCUCCAAAGAUAUCAAAGUACCCAAAACCAAAUACGUUGGCUACAUCAAGGACUAUGAAGGAGCCACACUGAUGGGCUGUGAAUUAAACCCCCGGAUCCCAUACACAGAAUUUUCUGUCAUCAUCAAAAAACAGAAAGAGAUAAUUAAGAAGCUGAUAGAAAGGAAGCAAGCCCAGAUUCGAAAGGUCUACCCUGGACUUUCGUGUUUUAAAGACGGAGUACGCCAGAUUCCAAUAGAAAGCAUUCCUGGCAUUAGAGAGACAGGCUGGAAACCAAGUGGAAAAGAAAGAGGCAAAGAGCCCAAAGAUCCUGAUCAGCUUUACAGCACAUUAAAGAACAUCCUGCAGCAGGUGAAGAGCCAUCAAAGCGCUUGGCCCUUCAUGGAACCCGUGAAGAGAACGGAAGCUCCCGGAUAUUAUGAAGUUAUAAGGUUCCCUAUGGAUUUGAAAACCAUGAGUGAAUGACUCAAGAAUAGGUACUACGUAUCUAAGAAAUUAUUCAUGGCAGACUUACAGCGGGUAUUUACCAAUUGCAAAGAGUACAACCCCCCUGAGAGCGAAUACUACAAAUGUGCCAAUAUCCUGGAGAAAUUCUUCUUCACCAAAAUUAAGGAAGCUGGAUUAAUUGACAAGUGAAAACUUUUUUUUCCCUUCUCCCUUGUAGCAGUUAAUGUCACCAGGCCUGAUGAAUGGAGUUCAAUUUCAAAGAACCGGGACAAUGUAUUGAAGAUACUUAUACAUGUUUUAAACUAGCACUUUUCCAAAAAAACAAAACAACAAAAACAAACUACUCUUAUAGCUUUUCAGAUGUGUAUUUAAAUGGAAGUUACAGAACAUUUUUAUUUUAUGAAAUAGAUUUUACUCUUUACUAUUAAUGUACAUUUUCUACGGUGUGUAAAAUUUAGGAGUAUGUUCAGUGGUAGGUAAUCAGGGAUUUCCUCCAGGCCUACGUGGGAGGAGAUUGCACAUAGUACCAAGUUUUGGGGGCUUUGGAAAAAUUUCCAGACCAUGAAUGUCUUUAGUUUGUUUUCUAAUGGAGUGACAGAGUUUAUUUUUAUUUUGUUCAGGAGAACAUUAAGGAAGGGAAGAGUAAUUAAAAGUCCUUUUUUUAAAAAGGUGAAAUACAUUAUGUUUGAGGUCUCAUUGUAGACCUUUUAUAAAUAUAUAUAUAUAUUUUUAAAAACACUCAUCUAGGUGAGGUGCUGUGAGCAGUUCUGGAGUAUGCAAAUCUGAAGGCAGGCGGCUGAGUCUCUUUGGACAUUCUGUACCGCUAAGACUUUUUCUAAAAAUUUGGAUUUAAAAAAAAAAUACUAUCUACCUAUAUUAACUUGGGACUUCAUGACCACUAUUUUCAUAUUCUUUUUCACCAGAUAGAUGUGUCAUGUCCUAUUCUCACUUUGCUUAUGCAGGACAUAAGUUCCUCAAGUAGCCUCAAGAACUACUUGAGUCACCAAGAGUAGGGGCUCAUUCAUUCAUUCACAUGUUUUGCUGGAGCCUGUCUACUUUUUAAAAAAUAGUCAUAUUCUUGUUCUGUGAAAUUCGUGAAUUAAAAAAAAAAUUAUCCCCAUAGUAUGUUCAAGGACAUCAGCUUAUUGCAAGAUCCCACCAAACAAGUCCUCCAGGUUCUGCAUUUGUCUAUGGGAAAUCUAUUUUCUAUCGAGUUUUACAGUCAGUAUUUUACUACUAUGGUGGUAUCACACCCAGAAGCCUGUCCCAUUCCAACUCUAUUCUACAACUUCGUUAUGUUGUCAUUACAUUUCAGCUCAACACUGGGAUAUGUUUACGGAUUACACUACGGGGAACAGUGGUACAUUUUACCAGUCCAGCUCUGGGAAAACCAUCUCCUACAAAAUACCAAGGAAGACCAAACUUAAUGUCCUUGACACUAAUUUUUUUUUUUUUUGUGAUGCAAUUAUAGAAACUUUAUUUUGUAAAAGGCUGAAUCUUAACCUUUGUUUAUAUUGGGUAGAAAAACCUCAUGAUUACAGCGAUAACAGAGGUAAUCACUGGCUGUGAAUUUGCCAGAAAUAGAGUAUGUGAGGGAAAAUGAGGGUAUGGAUAGGUUGCAGAAUAUCGUUGGGCCAAUCGAUGUCACAUUGGAAUCAUGGUAAUAGGUAUGGAAAAGAGCUACUUGGAAAACUUGCUCACAUUAAAAAAUGCCUCAACUUUUUUUUUUUUUAAACCAACUUGAAUAUAAAUAAACUUAUUAUGGAGUACAGAGAUGCAAUUGUAUGAAGGUCCCUGGUACUGGUUUUAAAUGUUUUGUAAACUGGGCAUUGUAUAACAUCUGUUGAGCUUGGUAACCUGUGAAAGUUGGUUAUUUUCUGGGUAGAUUUUCUUACAUAGUAUUGUCUUUAAAAAAUCAGAUUGUCUCUUCUAUAUUGAAAGCAUAAUUUAUGUUUUCUAAUUUAAAAAUUAAUAUUUUCAUAUAGAUAUUGUGCAAUAAAAGCUGAAGUAGGAUGUGUGGUUUUUGCAAAUGCUUUAACAGCUGAUAAAAUUUUACAUUUGUAAAAAUUAAUAUAUUGUACUGGUACAAAAUAGUUUUAAAUUAUAUUUUAAAAAGUUCUAAAAAAAAAAAAAUAA
Molecule: messenger RNA, 3207 nt
Organism: Antechinus flavipes (yellow-footed antechinus)
Lineage: Eukaryota; Metazoa; Chordata; Mammalia; Dasyuromorphia; Dasyuridae
Product: histone acetyltransferase KAT2B-like
Exons: 2
Biological process (GO): chromatin remodeling; positive regulation of transcription by RNA polymerase II
Cellular component (GO): histone acetyltransferase complex
Molecular function (GO): histone H3 acetyltransferase activity; protein binding
Source: RefSeq, a predicted model, not a curated record